Ruditapes philippinarum (Manila clam) is the source of this 732-nucleotide messenger RNA. Its product is annotated as cholinesterase 2-like. NCBI's taxonomy places the organism in Eukaryota, Metazoa, Mollusca, Bivalvia, Venerida, Veneridae. Gene Ontology annotation, cellular component: plasma membrane. Bases 1 to 732 code for a protein of 243 amino acids. The record is from RefSeq and is a predicted model, not a curated record. Gene Ontology annotation, biological process: acetylcholine catabolic process; choline metabolic process. Gene Ontology annotation, molecular function: acetylcholinesterase activity. The transcript is spliced from 2 exons.
AUGAAUAAUAUUGGUGGAUUCAAAUGGGGCUCUUCUGAUUUAUUAGACGGAAAAUAUCUGUCGGCAUACGGUGGAAUUAUAGUUGUGACUAUCAACUAUCGUCUUGGGCUUCUGGGAUUUUUACGGUUAGAUGAAAACGAUGCACCUAGUAAUGUUGGAAUAUGGGAUCAGAAACUUGUCCUUGAAUGGGUAAAUAAUAAUAAAGUAUCAUUCGGAGGUGAUAAGAGCAAAGUUUCGAUUCUUGGAGUAUCUGCUGGUGCGGUAGGUGCACCAAUUCUAGCUUUGUAUCCAGAAAACAAGGGUCUGUUUCAAAGAGUUCUAGUUCAUGGUCAUAGCGUUACGUCACCAGAGUACAAGUGGAAUUCUGGGUACACGCUGGAGACGGAUUAUGUUGUACGAUCCCUUAGAUGUUCAUCUGAAAGUUCAACAGACACACUGAACUGCUUACGAAAUAUAUCAGCUAGUAGCCUAGCUGCAGACGUCAAAGCAUAUAGUGUGGAGGCUCGGAGAAACAUGCUGCGAGACAUGUUUUAUUUGCCAACAAUAGAUGGUACUUUUAUUAAAGGAAAUCCUAAUGACUUGACAAAAGAAAACAAUAGAGAACACGAAAAGUCUUUGGACUUCUUUAAAACUCUCGACUUUUUGCAAGGGUAUUCUAUAUACGAUGCGGGAUUUUUGUUCCAAAAUUUACUAAACAUCAGUUAUGCUGAACAAUUCAAGCCAACAAAAUAA